Messenger RNA from Drosophila obscura, 1363 nucleotides. Its product is annotated as probable serine/threonine-protein kinase fhkB. NCBI's taxonomy places the organism in Eukaryota, Metazoa, Arthropoda, Insecta, Diptera, Drosophilidae. Bases 23 to 1084 code for a protein of 353 amino acids. The transcript has 4 exons. The record is from RefSeq and is a predicted model, not a curated record.
UCAGAAGACUGGCGGCGAUCCCAUGCACCUGCUGCUGCAGCAGCAGCAGAAGCAGCAAUUACAGAACGAUCAUCAGGAUGGCAGACAGAACAACAUGAACUGUUGGAAUGCACAGAACAUACCGCCCAUCAAGACGGAACCGAGAGAUACCUCACCGCAGCCCUUUGGCUUGUAUCGUGCUCCGCCAGAGUUGACGCCUUCGCCGCAGCCGCUGUCGCCGUCGAGCAACUACAACCACAACAGCACGCCCUCGCCCUACAAUCUAGCUGCCACGCCCACCAAUGGACAGCAGCAGAUGAUGUCGCCCAACCACCCACAGCAGCAACAGCAGCAGCAGCAGCCGCAACAGCAGCAACAAUAUGGUGCAACAGAGUUGGGCAACAACUACAAUCCCUUUACACAGCAGGUGCUGGCACAGCAGCAGCAACAACAGCAACAGCAGCAGCAACAGCAGCAGCAACAACAGCAACAGCAGCAGCAACAGCAACAACAGCAACAGCAGCAGCAACAGGCUAUGCAAUUCCAUGGCAAUCCCUUUGGCAGCAGCAACUGGGAGAGCAAAUUCUCGGCAGCAGCUGUGGCAGCAGCAGCAGCGGCGGCAGCUGCAACACCCGCCAGCAACACCAACAACAACAGCAACAAUCUUAGCAAUCUCAACAAUCCCUUCACGAUGCACAACCUACUGACAUCGGGCGGAGGCGGUGGCGGUGGCGGUGUUGGUGGCGGAGGAGCGGGCCCAGGCGGCAACCUGCAAUGGAAUUUGAGCACAAAUCAUUUGCACAAUCAGCACACACUCCACCAGCAGCAGCAGCAGCAGCAGCAGUUGCAACAGCAGCAGCAACAGCAGCAACAUGCCCCGUCCAUGCAUCAGUAUGAUAACAACGGAUCCAACAACAAUACCAAUAAUAACAGCAACAACACCAAUAAUGCAAAUGCGAGCAACCAGCCGGAUAAUGGUCCCACGAUCAGCAAUCUGCUCAGCUUCGACAGCGAGCAGCUGGUUCGCAUCAACUCAGAGGAUCAGCAGAUACUGCGCCUCAAUUCCGAAGAUCUGCAAAUAUCCAACCUAUCGAUAUCUACGUAAUACCUUUAACAACCAAUAAACAAAUCAAGAAAUAAAAUAAACAAACAAAAUAAAUAAAAACUAAAUAAAGAAGCGCAGGGAGGAUGGAAAUUGAAAAUUAAGCAUUAACCCUUAUCGACCUGGUCGUCAGCAAAUUGAUUGUUUUAGUGUUUUUGUUAGUGAUUAAUUUAAAUGCAACUUGUAAAAUGUGUGUUUUUGUAGGCUAAAUGUUUUUUAAAUAUGAAUAAAUAAAUCGUUUUAGAAGUAUAGCAAUGAAUAGCAAUCAAAAAGGUCUAAACU